Photinus pyralis (common eastern firefly) is the source of this 588-nucleotide messenger RNA. RefSeq names its product MD-2-related lipid-recognition protein-like. Bases 61 to 528 code for a protein of 155 amino acids. Lineage: Eukaryota; Metazoa; Arthropoda; Insecta; Coleoptera; Lampyridae. Gene Ontology annotation, biological process: sterol transport. The record is from RefSeq and is a predicted model, not a curated record. The transcript has 3 exons. Gene Ontology annotation, molecular function: sterol binding.
UCGUGAUUUCCGUGUACAUAUAUAAGAUUGUGGCGUAUCAAAAACAAAUCAGAGUUUACAAUGACAGUAACCAUGUCAAAUCAAAUAAUUGUGUUUAUUUUUGCCGUAUUGACUUUAUUUUCGGCCGUGGUGGGUGAAAUUAUUACCUUCGAUAACUGUGCAACGAAUAAGGACAAGUGCACCAUACACGAGGUCAGAAUGGAUCCAUGCAAAGAAGCUGCCGCGAAGAAGCCAUGCAAAGUUAAGAAGGGAAAACCUGGCUCGAUCGAAAUUGAUUAUACCCCACAUUUUGAUUCGGAUACGUUAACCGGCACCGCCACUUACUUGGGACAGCUCUUACCAAAUAUGGAAACGAACGCGUGUUUAACAUCUCCGUGCCCAGUUGUUUCCGGAAAUAAGCAGACCUACACGUAUCAAUUACUCAUUGAUCGUAUAUUUCCAAGCGGAAUUUUUGACGUACAUUGGACACUGACUGGACAAAAUGAGGGAGAUCACUGCUGUGUAUCUACAAAAAUAUUUCUGAAAUAAUGUACUACUUUUUAUAAUUCGUAAAUUAUUUAGCAAAUCAACAAAGUUUUUCUCUGUAAA